AUGAAGUUCUCUAUUCCCGGCACCCUCUUUACCAUUGCGGCCGCGGUCGACGCGGCCGCUGUCCAGGAGGACAAGCGGUGGUGCUCCACCCCCGGCCAGGCAUGCUGGACCGUCAAGCGCGCCGCCGAGGCUUUCGCCGACGCCAUCCAGUCCGACACCAAGUUCGCGCGCGACGAGUCCGACGUUGCCAACAUGGCCAAGCGCCAGACUGACGAGCUGGGCGUGAUCAUCGCCACCAGCCUCGAGGACGCCAAGGCCUACUACGAGUCGCUCGCACUCGACAAGCGCUUCGAGCUUGACGACAAGACCAAGCGCGAGCCCGAGGCCGAUCCGUGGUGCAACACCUUCAAGGGCCAGCCGUGCUGGAAGGCCAAGCGCGAGGCCGAGCCCGGCCCGUGGUGCAACACCUUCAAGGGACAGCCGUGCUGGAAGGCCAAGCGCGAGGCCGAGCCCUGGUGCGACACGUUCAAGGGGCAGCCGUGCUGGAAGGCCAAGCGCGCGCCGUCGGACCCCGAGUACCCGGCCGAGGUCAAGGCGCGCUGCCUGUCGGACGGGCAGUCGUGCUUCAAGGCCAAGCGCGCGGCCGAGGCCGUCGUCAGCGCCAUCGAGAGCUCCGCUGCCCACGACCCCCGCCACACCCCCUUCGACCCCCAGGCCCGCGUCAAGCGCGAGGCCGACCCCUGGUGCAACACCUUCAAGGGCCAGCCCUGCUGGAAGCGCGAGGCCGAGGCCAUGGCCUCGUGCAACGCCCCAGGCGGCGCCUGCGCCAUGGCCCAGCGCGACCUCCACGCCAUCUACAAUGCUGCCCGCAGCAUUCUGGAUGCCGCCAGCGCCGAAUAG
This is a messenger RNA of Lasiosphaeria miniovina, 840 nucleotides long. RefSeq lists its product as uncharacterized. Lineage: Eukaryota; Fungi; Ascomycota; Sordariomycetes; Sordariales; Lasiosphaeriaceae. The transcript has a single exon. The record is from RefSeq and is a predicted model, not a curated record. Bases 1 to 840 code for a protein of 279 amino acids.